This is a messenger RNA of Eurypyga helias (sunbittern), 1161 nucleotides long. RefSeq names its product tripartite motif containing 42 (gene TRIM42). Gene Ontology annotation, molecular function: protein binding. The record is from RefSeq and is a predicted model, not a curated record. Lineage: Eukaryota; Metazoa; Chordata; Aves; Eurypygiformes; Eurypygidae.
UGCUCAAGCUGCUUCUACCUGACUUGCCACAGCAGAAAGGAAGACUACUGAACACAAGACUACUGCUUGUGUUGGCGCUUCUUGUAGCAGAACCACAGCUGCUUCCCGUGUCCUUACGAAGAAGGCAGCCCCUGCGAGCGCUGCCACUGCUCACGUGCAGAGCAGCCCAAUUGCUGGUGCUGCGGCUGCUCCUGCACUAAUGACCCAGAGUGCAAACGCUGCUACUGCGGUGGAGGGCAUGUAGCUUGUAGACUACUUCAGAACACCACUGCAUUUGACAACAUCAAACUUAAAAAGCAGAAAGACAUUUCAGAAUACAUAAACUAUACCUCCAGUCCGCUAUCAUACAUGGAUGGCCUUAUACAAUACUCUAAAGAGGCUCUUCAGGAGGAAAGCCAAGCUACGGUUCUGCAAUCUGCACCCUGCUUGGUGAAAGAAAUAGAAAAUGCAGUUCCUUCCAUUUUCCAACCUAGUCCACGUCUAAGAGAAGAUCCCUUAAGAAAACUUCAACUCAACUUUGAUGAACUUUUCUCUGUUUUACAGGGACUUGUCCCAUCCCUCAGUGGAAUGAAGCUGUCAGAAAGUAAAGCAGAAAAAUAUCCCUAUUCUUUUAAACCAGAGAGAAUGGUUCCAAGGCAUGUUUCAAGUACUCACAAAUCCAAGCAAGCAACAUUGUUCCAAAGUCCAUCUUUAAACUCGUUUGACUUAGAUGUACCACCUAAGGACACUGUCAGAAGACCAAGCUGUACACCUCCCCAUCAUCCCGCACAGAUCAGUGAAGUGUGUGCAUACAGGAAUACAGCUUGUGAAACUCCAAGAAAAUGAAGAUAAUAUCAGCUUGUUAACUUUCCAAGUCCAGAACCUACAGACAAUGAAACAGUCCCAAGAUGUGUUGCUACAUAUCAGACUCUUCUUUACUCCUGGUCUGCCAAGAUUUACUGGACUUGUCCCAAAGAUGACAUGGCUUUCUUUGAGGUAGAGUUUCAUGAAGUUGCUGGUAUUGGUCCUGAUAACAUUGUCCAGACACAACUACCUGGCCAGCUAGGCAAAAUACAGCAGCAGAACCUUGAAAUACAUAAUCUAGAUCAAAACACAGAAUAUCUUUUUGAAGUCUGUGCUGUCAAUGCAAGUGGUCAAGGAGAAUGGCGUGACAUCUGUAAG